AUGAUAAGAGGAAGACCAUUUACUCACCAACGUCCAACCAAACCCACCCUAAAACAGGGAACGAUUUCAGGGCCACUAAUAAGAUUUGUGGCAACAGGUGUGGAGAGCACCAAAAGGUGUUUCGUUGGGGCUCAUAGUCCUGCACAGUGGCCUGACUGCAACCGAGUGGUGGAGGCCAUCUUCACAAGGCUCUGUGCUCUCUACUCAAACGCGGUGCGCUGUGACGGAGUAAGGGUGUCCCGCUUCACAAUGGUAGCACGUGCUUACAGGCACAUCCGAGAGUGCAUCCUCACCAAUGCUAAGGUGAUGAGUGAGACCACCAUCCAGCUCCCAGAAGUGAACGCUGCAACAGUCACACAAUGGUUCAGCAGGCGUUGCAAGUCACAGGAACAGGGGAUUUUGAAGCAGGGUAUCCAAUCCCCAGACGCACCCAUGGCAGCACCUGAGAAGCUUCCUGCGGCUAUGCAGAAAGAACCAACUCUCUAUUCAGGCAAUUUGGCUGAGCCUCACCUUUUCAUCCUGCCACCAAACACUGCCGGGGAGGCAAAACUGAAGGGGAGGUCGCAACCUCAGGCCAUCUCCCAGGCUCCACCUGUCAUGCUAUGCCACCAUCAGUUCAGACUCAGACAUCCAGUCAAGCUGUUUCCUUACUCCACUCAGCAACAAAGAAAGAGAAAACAGAAGAGGGAGGAGGACACUGGAACCAUCACAAGAAAAUAUGUGAGGAAGACAGACGUCAUUCUUUGCAAAAAAUGUAACAACGAGAGAAAGCCACCAUCAAAUCUUCAGUACUUUGGCAACUGGUACUGCAAAGAGUCUGAGACUCAAUCAUAUGAUGAAUGGAGGGCUGUGCUGGAGGAACGAGGUUAUAGGAAAAACAAACGAACAGGAAAUGACAACCCUCCAGCUCCUUAA
Messenger RNA from Triplophysa rosa, 915 nucleotides. RefSeq lists its product as uncharacterized. Lineage: Eukaryota; Metazoa; Chordata; Actinopteri; Cypriniformes; Nemacheilidae. The coding region runs from base 1 to 915 and encodes 304 amino acids. The record is from RefSeq and is a predicted model, not a curated record. The transcript has 4 exons.